AGACCAAAUAGUUUACAAAAGGAAUUGACAUCGAGAAGGUAUCGAUCAGAGAGAAAGAAGAAAAAAAUACUUACAAACAUUGUUAGCAAACGUUUGUGUUGCCUUUUGAAUAUUAGGGGCACCUUGGAAGCACCUGCACGUGAAAACACAUCGUCCAAAAGGAUUCCAGGAGACAAUGAGAGGGCUAAUUUUUUUGGUGUGUGUAUGUGUGGCAUGGGGUGCCCCGAUGGGCAACAAAGGUAAGGAGGACGGACUGGAAUCGAUCCAGAACACGGAGAAAGAGAUCGAAGAAUUGGCGGAUCUAGCGGCGGAGUCCGGUUCACAGGACGUCGGGUUCGAGACACAGAAGGAAUAUUCCUUCCAUAACAUCAAUGGUCACGUGGACAAUAAAGCGAAGACAGAAAACAAAGUUUUCAACCCAAAGACGGGUAAAGUAAUCUCCGACUUGCAGCAAGAGACUUUAGGAGACGAUGCCAGCAGAAUGAAAACGAAACUAGACAUUCCGGCAGCAAAUGUUCACCAGAGUGUGAUUAGUGAAAACAAAGAAGAUCAAACGGACAACGAUUACUCCAAGGUCUUUAAGUUCACGCCUGCCGCCGUAGCCGAGUACCUGUUUAGGUCUGGAGAAUUUGAAGAACUGGAAGAGGCAUUGGCGGAUCUAGUGAACUCAUCCAUUAUGACACAACAACAGGCGGACACAUAUAGGGAGGAUGUGAGGAAGGAAUACAACGUCCUCGUACAACAGGCUGCUGCAUCCAAUAUGGCCGCCACCAUGAACCUGCCCAGAGGUGAACAGAAUGAACGAUUUCUCAGUGACUAUUCAACUCUGAACGACAUCUACAGCAUGUUUGGAUACAAGGAUGUCAUCCCUCACCUAGGCAUCGACGAACUACAGAGUAAAGACAUUAUGAGAAUUGCGUUAUCUCGGGCUACGUCUUUGAUCGAGGUCAUCCGAGCGCUUAUGGACGAAUGGCUCACCAAAGCUACCAUUACAGGUGAUCCCGAUGCUGCAAACUUGUUAAGUGACAUUCUCAGACACGUCUCCCAGGACUCAAACCCGGACGACCUGUCUCAAAUGAGAGAGAUUCUGUACGAUAUUUUUGCCAAUGAAGUUUUGAACAGUCUUGAAAAGCGACCUCUAGGAGAUUACGAAGAUCUGAACGAGACUUUGAACGAGAUUCCAUCAGGAAAAAGUGAAAAUGAAAAACAAGAAACUGUGGAAAAACAAGACAAAAUCGACGAGAAAGUAAAAACACAGGAGCCAAACACGAAGACAGAAAAGGAAAACCGAGAAGAGAAAGAAACAAAUGCGAAGAAUUUGAAGAUGUGAAAUGUGAAAGAUGUUGUUGAAAGUAAAACGGUUGAUAUCUUAAGUAGCAGUCCGUGUGUGUUAAACGUGCGAUAUGAACAAAAUUAAACUAUUUUAAUACAUAGAGGGUUGAUAACUAUUUUGUUACCCAAUAAUGUUAAUAACUCUGUAUUUUAUGGUAGACUACAGCAAAUAUAUUUGGCAUUUAUCUCUGAGAAUAUAUUUCAUCAUCUUAUGUGGGGAAAAAAACCCCAAACCAAUGUACAAUAUUUAUUAUGGAUUUCAAAGUGAACACCAAUAUUACUACUUGAAUGAAUAGGUUAAGGAGGCAACCAAAACAAAAACAAAAACAACAACAGAUGUUUGAAGAGUAUACCACGUGAUUUCUUUCUUGCAUGAUACGUCACUGCUUGACUGCUACUUAGAUAAAUUAAUGAUCUUUUAUUAAUUUGUGGCGCUUCUUUGUACAGAAAAAGACCCAAUGAGGCGUAUUGAGUUCCUGUAUAUAAUAACAGCGAGAAAUAUAUAUUACUUUUAUUGCACAAUAUCCAGAUAACAACGUUUGCUGAUGGAGCGGUUUAUUGCGUAACAUUUUAGAAAAGUUUAUGUGUAACUACUUAUAUUGUGAUGUUUUUAUGGACAUCCCCACGUAAUGCAGGAAUCAUGUUUUGUAUAUUGAAUAACGUAACAAACAAGAAAAUGAUAAAUUUAUAAUUAUGAAAAUCGGAAAAUGCAUCCAUCGGAUCACUUGUUAUAUCUAAAGCUACUGAGAUGGAGAACAUGGAUUCUGUUAAUGUGCUUGUUCAAUUAUUUUUGUCGUGCAACAGUUCAAUAGAAAUUUGCUAGAAUUUCCCCCACAACACACGAAGUAUAUAGUUAUGAGAAACACGAGCGGCGACAGCCAGGUAGAAAUCAAUUUUGCCGUAAUCCUCCUCCAUACACAAUUAAGACACAUGGAGUGUCCCUUCUGUAAAACCGCGUUGUACUGUAGAUGGGUACUUUACUAUAAUUAUGUUCAGCUAGUAAGUAAUAUAUACAGUUAUUUUCGCCCCGUGAAUUCAUUCGCGAUGUUUGUUAAUUUCGGAUGAUCAAAAAUUUAUAUCUAGCACAUCAAACAUUACGGCGGAAUUGUCACGUAAAUUUCGGAACGAGAUGUUAAUGAAUUUUACGCACAUACUGUAAAUUUUGUAGUCCCCCGUACGAUUGCACUCGCAAUUUCACGAUUAGACCCACAGACGGAAAUUUUACCAAAUCAAAUUUUCUCUUAACAUAUGGAAUUGACAGUAUUUCAAACAUGCAGAGGAAAGGUGAAUUAUGAGCUAGAUGAGAUCUUUUUGACAUGUUUUAAUAUUUCAGAGAAAAAAGUUGUCAUAAUGAACGACUUUUCUCGAUUCCGGCUAUGUUUGAUGAGUCAAAGGUUAAUAAUAAGUCAAACGGUCAUUAUUUUAAGUCGGUAACAUUUCUGUGAUCAGAGUGUAGCAUUUUGUGCAAUAUACCAGCUUAUCUUUUAAGUCCGUGUACUUCACAAUCAUAACAACUAUCCAUUUACGCAUUUUGGAAUUUAGAUGUAUACCCAAAUGAAAAACAAAAUGUUUUAUCGUAUAUUAUAGCUGUUUACACAGCUUUGGGGCUAGAACACUAAUAUUGAAGCACUGUUAAUCUCAGUACAUGCACAUUAGAAAAUCAGACAGACUAAUACACGCGAUCAGGUAUUGGACUUUCCAUCAAUCAUCUUAAUUUUUUUCUGGGUUCCACCAGUCCCUUAAUCUUACUGUCGUUCCAAUAAAAGCGUGUCAUUUGGCUUGAUCGAGCGUGGAGAUUUCAUUGAAUGGCUAUGUGGUUUGAAUAAAAAUGAUUUUGAAUGACCACGCUAUGUCAAUCGUUCAAUGUGAUUGGUAACUGAGAACGGAAGUAAAACAUAUUUCAUGGAAAUCUAUGACAAGCCUCGUCCAAACAUUUCCUCGCUCGAUUAACUAAGUGACACGCUGUCACUGGAAUGGUAGUAGAUUCCAUGCAUUGUUGUACAGCGAAAAAAUAAUAUACGAAAAAAAAAACAAAAAAAAACUACUAACUACUUAUUUCAAUUCAGCUUUUUUUUUUUACACCCCCCCCUCUUCCUUUUAAAUCAAUUUAUGCGCACAUAUCACAUUUAAGAGAAAGUACGCUUUUUUAUGCUUGAUGUUCUUUAAUGUUAUUAAAAAGAGUAUGGUUUUAGGAAGUAAGUAAAAAGAUAAUAAAUCAUUUGAAUAUGUACAACAUUAAACAUGUUCCGACAGUGCGUUAUUUAAAAUGAUAAUAAUUUGGUUGAGUAUUAAUGCUUAUGAUGGCAAACAAUCUGAAAUGCUAUUUUUGACUGGUGUAGAUAAAGAGAUUGUUUCUGUAUUUUUAUAUGAAACUGCACAGACACAAACUGUAAAUUUGUUAAUUGUUAUUACAAAAAAAAAAUUAAAUAAAUCUCGUGCCUUUGU
Molecule: messenger RNA, 3777 nt
Organism: Ostrea edulis (European flat oyster)
Lineage: Eukaryota; Metazoa; Mollusca; Bivalvia; Ostreida; Ostreidae
Exons: 11
Coding region: 176-1330 (384 amino acids)
Source: RefSeq, a predicted model, not a curated record